Messenger RNA from Drosophila hydei, 1124 nucleotides. It is a transcript of the gene Taldo, whose product is annotated as probable transaldolase. Gene Ontology annotation, molecular function: transaldolase activity. The coding region runs from base 35 to 1030 and encodes 331 amino acids. The record is from RefSeq and is a predicted model, not a curated record. Gene Ontology annotation, biological process: carbohydrate metabolic process; pentose-phosphate shunt; pentose-phosphate shunt, non-oxidative branch. Gene Ontology annotation, cellular component: intracellular anatomical structure; cytoplasm. Lineage: Eukaryota; Metazoa; Arthropoda; Insecta; Diptera; Drosophilidae. The transcript has 3 exons.
UAGAUCCAGAGUAAAGACUUAGUUACACCGGGUAAUGGGAAGCGAUCGCGUUGUAAAAAAGGUGAAGAUGUCGGCUUUGGAACAGCUUAAGAAAAUAACUACAAUUGUAGCUGACACUGGCGACUUUGAUGCCAUAAAUAUUUACAAGCCUACAGAUGCCACGACCAAUCCAUCGCUUAUUUUGUCGGCGUCGACUAUGGAGCGCUAUCAAUACAUAGUAAAAAAUGCCGUCGAAUAUGGAAAAACCAAAGAAGGACCGCUGGAGAACAAAGUCUCGGAAGCUAUGGAUUAUUUGUGCGUUCUCUUCGGAUGCGAGAUUCUAAAGGUUGUGCCUGGUAGAGUCUCCACUGAAAUAGAUGCACGUUUAUCGUUUGAUACGAAAAAGAGCGUGGAAAAAGCAUUGAAAUUAAUCGAUUUAUACGCAAGCUUUGGCAUUAAAAAGGAGCGCAUUUUAAUAAAACUUGCCUCAACGUGGGAAGGUAUCAAAGCGGCCGAAAUUUUGGAAAAACAGCAUGGAGUGCAUUGUAAUCUGACUCUGUUAUUCUCAUUUGCCCAAGCGGUGGCUUGCGCCGAAGCUGGUGUAACAUUAAUCUCUCCUUUUGUUGGUCGCAUUUUGGACUGGUAUGUGGCUAACACAGAAACCAAGAAAUUCGAGCCGCAAGCUGAUCCGGGCGUUAUAUCAGUGACGAGUAUUUAUAACUACUACAAGAAAUACGAUUACAAGACAUUGGUGAUGGGCGCAUCAUUUAGAAACAUUGGAGAAAUAAAAGCAUUAGCUGGUUGCGAUUUGCUUACUAUCAGCCCAAGCUUACUAAAGGAAUUGGAAAAUGAUGAUGUCGUACUGAAGACAGCUUUAUCUGUAUCCAAUGCUAAAUUGCAAGAUAUUAAGAAGAUCUCGAUUGAUGAGAGCCGAUUCAGAUGGUUACUCAAUGAGGAUGCCAUGGCAUCGGAUAAAUUGUCUGAGGGCAUACGUAAAUUCGCUGUUGAUACAGUGAAGCUGGAAAACGUUAUCAAAAAAUUGUUUGCCUAAAUUUUAUUUUACAAAAUGUAAAUGUAAAAUUCAAUUCCAUUUAUUAACUGAUAUUUUUUUACCAUACACUUCCAUUUAUAAAAAUGCUUCAAAA